AUGCCCUGCUGCGUUCCCGGCGGCUGCCCUGCCGAAGCGGCCGCCAGCGAAAAGAUUCGGCGCGCCACCCUCGAGGCCAUGCAGCGCGAGAAGCUCUCGGAAACGCAGAAUACCCUCGACCAAUUCCAUACUCUCCCAACCGUCGACAAGAGCAAAUUAGACGACCUGUCGAUAUCCUAUGGCCCUAUGCUCGACGUCGAUGACUGGUCUGUUACAUCACCGACCGAGUACCAGUCAAAGUACUUCAUACCCUUUGACUGGCCUCAGGACUGGCUCGAGUACAUUUCUUGGUCUGUUGAUUGGCAAUGGGUAAAGAUGGAUCACCGGGACCUAUACUCUAGCAGCCACUUGCAAUUCCAGUACCUUCGGUCGAGGUGGUUCCGGGCACGCCUCUGUCAAUUGGAUGACCUAGAUCCAGAAGUCUGGGACGUCUACACCGAAAGCAUGGAAAUGAUGGACGCCGUCAAUCUCCGUCUCCCCCGACGCGAGUUCAAACCAAAGGCACGCCCCGAUGCCCACACAUACUACGAAUACGGAGGUCAGUGGGCAUAUCUGGCCAAAGCUGGCUCUGAUAAGUCUCAUGCCGCGUGUCUGAUGCUAGACUCGGGCGGCAAAGACGCCGACGGCCUGCUGCUGCGCUCCGAGGUCGACGCCGCCAUCUGUAUGAGCCAAUUUCAGCUCAGAGACGGCCGCUUCACCGACCACCACACGAAGCCCAUCCUCGUCAUAACCAUACUCCGCGAGCAGGUGGCACGCCUCACCCAGGCCCACUUUGAUGGUAAAAAGAAUAGGCUCAUCCUCCGCCAAUCACGGCUUCUUGAUCUAUCAGGCGAGGAUGCGGGUGAUGACGCCUGGCUGCUGCUGCGCUGGAUGGCCAGCACACCGGUGGGCCAGACAGAGUAUCCAAAAGGCACAGAGUCUGUCGACGGCUAUUGUGACGAGAAGACGAGCGUGGCACCCUCCAUGAGAGUAUCAGACUCAUUUCGCUGCUGCUCCAGUUGA
This is a messenger RNA of Beauveria bassiana ARSEF 2860, 1002 nucleotides long. RefSeq lists its product as uncharacterized. The record is from RefSeq and is a predicted model, not a curated record. Lineage: Eukaryota; Fungi; Ascomycota; Sordariomycetes; Hypocreales; Cordycipitaceae. The coding region runs from base 1 to 1002 and encodes 333 amino acids. The transcript has 2 exons.